CAGAAAAAUUCAUCAGUCCAUCACACUUGCCUUUUUUUUUUCUUGUGUUAGUAUUAAAUUGGUAUUUAUCCAUUCCACUGUUGCUAUCCUCAUCAAGAAUCAGCCUACAAAGCUACUUUCUUUCUAAUGUUAGGUGUGGCUAAAUUUAUGUAAUCAAAAAAAAAAAAUCGAGAAAAUUUUAGGUGUCUUCAUUUUCAUGUGUAUAAGGCUAAACCCACCUCAUACAUACAACAUAUGACCAUAAAGAUACAAUCUUUAUGCCAUAAAUGCCCUUUCUGCAACAUCCAAAAAAAAAAAUUCCCAAUCUUCAUCACCUCUUCACUGUCUUUCCAAUAACAAAAACAAGAACAAUGUAUAAUAGUAGUAUAUAUAGUAUUUUCUUUUGUUAUGGUUUUCCAUUUAUGUGGGCUUUUUGGGGUUUGUCUUGGUCAAGAGAACCUUCUUGCCACCUCUCUUUCUUUCUCUAUAACUCCUUUUUUUUGUUUGGCCCUGUUGUUGUGUUGUUAUUAUUGUUUCUCCCCUCUUUACUUCUCUCUUAUCUGCCUCCUUUUGCUCCUUUUCUUGGUUUCUUUCAACUUUUUUGUCUCUUUAUUUCUCCAAGAUCUGAUCUUUUUAUGUGAAAGGAUUAGUUUGAUUCAUCUGUGAUCUGAUAUGUCUAAGAAGAUGAAAAGGGGUGCUUUGGAAUCAUCAUCUUAUGGUGUUUUUGAAGACACAAAGGAUAGGUUGAAACAUCAAACACUUCUGCAGGACUAUCAAGAGCUCCAGAAGGAAACUGAUGCCGCAAGGCACAAGCUGGAGGAUUCAAAGCUGAGGAAACUAAGAUUACAAGCUGAAGUUCGUUUCUUACGCCAGAGGCACAAGCAUCUAUUGCAAUCGAAGUCCUUAACAACUCCAAAAGGGAAAGAGCUAGUAUCCCUACCAAAUGUUGAAACUUACCCCAGGAGUAGGUCAAGGGAUCAAGUUACGAGAAAAAAGGAAGCCAAGCUAAACAAACUGCCCCCUCUUCCUGGCCCUAAACCAAACGGAAGGAUACAGGUUGCAAAGGUAGUUGCUUCGCAGAACAUACCCGAUAUUCAUGUGAACCAAAAGCACAGAUUAGGUGGUAGACAAGAAUCUGUUUUUCGCAAUGCAGAUUUAGAGUUGAACCGUAAAUCAAGAGUAUAUAGGGGAAAGGAUGUGUCAUCCCGAAAAGGAGCUCCAGCCUAUGAUUUGAAGCAGGAUGAGAGAUUGUGCAUCGCAGACAAUGCUAUCUUACAGAGCAGCUCGCCAACUUUUGAUUUAAAUCAGGAUGCUGGUCAUAGUGGCAAAGAAACUGCAUUGCCCACUCGUGCUCCGGUCUUUGAUUUGAAUGAGAUCUCGAUGGGAGAAGAGGAAAGAGAUGGAAAUUCUGAGCAGGUGCAGCUCGAGGAGCCAAAGAGAAGUCCAAUCCAAAACCUCAAUGAUGAUGUGAAGCUAUUGGUGUGUAGAAAUGUUGGAGAAGACACUUCUCGGUUGGGAAAACAAAAAUUAUCUUGGCAAGACCCUGUUGCUUUGAGGGUUUGAUCCGUCUUCCACCGUCUAGUUAAAUGUGGUAAGAAACUUGUGUGUUAAUGCUGAGCAUUGUCGAACUUGUGUUGACAUGUAGGCUAGCACAUUAUUAUCCUUUUAGUGUAAAGAAACUUCUUAUACAUGUAAUACAUGCAUACUAUAUGUUCAUUGCUAGCAACGAGAUGUGGUCCGUAUGAUUCAUCCUCUACAUUAUACACUAUAUUUUCUGGUGAAGCUAGGGAUUUCGCGUCCUCUCUUUGAUGAA
Messenger RNA from Solanum lycopersicum (tomato), 1792 nucleotides. RefSeq lists its product as uncharacterized. The record is from RefSeq and is a predicted model, not a curated record. Lineage: Eukaryota; Viridiplantae; Streptophyta; Magnoliopsida; Solanales; Solanaceae.